Molecule: messenger RNA, 2284 nt
Organism: Chelonus insularis
Lineage: Eukaryota; Metazoa; Arthropoda; Insecta; Hymenoptera; Braconidae
Exons: 5
Coding region: 1-2055 (684 amino acids)
Biological process (GO): negative regulation of Wnt signaling pathway
Cellular component (GO): plasma membrane
Molecular function (GO): Wnt-protein binding
Source: RefSeq, a predicted model, not a curated record
AUGAUAACUUGGAUCAUAUUUUUUAACAUUUUAACAUUAGUUUUUGGAUUCGGUCAAGGCUAUGGAGCUUGGAGCAGUGGAUGGUUUGAUCAGAGUGGUGAACGCUGUGAAACGGCUAUCAAGGAAAUAGUCAUUGAAGAUCGAGCAACAAUUGUUGACGAGACGCCAGACAGACUUCAGGCCACUUGGCUAUCUCAAGAAUGCGAAGUCCGAGCUGGUCCAGAAUAUGUAAUCAGGAAGUAUACAUUUUUCAAGAAUGGUACCUUCCUCUUACUAAGGCAUCACUAUGCUGAAGAAUCAUGUAGUGUAGCAACACAUACCGUCAGUGCAAGAGGUGUGAUUAAGCUUUUGUCACCAUCCGGAUUAGCUCCUGGUGCGACGGAAGCAAGAUAUCAACUGGAUCGUGUUCACAUUACUCCACUCACUAGACAGGUAGCUCACAAAUUUGGUCAUCGAGUAAAUGUAACUUGUACCCCUCAACCGAAAUGGAGGCCAUAUGCUCCUCAUGUAGUCUACGAACAACCGUCUCAACGAUCUUCCAAUUUUCUGUGGGAAGUGCCAACAUACAAUUCUUUUCAACGACAUUUAUCUUCAAGAAAACAUCGUGGCUUAGACUGUCUUGAACCUCUGGGAAUUAAUUUCAAUGAAUUAAAACUUGUAAGAAUACAGAAGAAACCUAUGACUUCAACUUUUUUUGGAUUUGGAUCUAAUGGUCAACCACGAGUUGAAUUGAUGCUUGGUAGUUUACCGCCUAAUGUUUAUUCAAAAAAGACUCAUAGAUCCACAUCGUUACAAGCUAACACUCUUCUUCGUAGUGAUACGACACACGGAUGUUUGGUAUGUGGUGCAAUAUCUCGAGGAACAGAGAGUAGUCCACCACUUCUUCAUGAGGUAGCAGCGCUUCCAGCGUUGUUAGGUGGUUCGUGGAUUUCAUCAAGUUGUGAAAGUUGUGAGGGUGGUUUGUGGAUUAAACGUCAGUUACAAUUCUAUUCCGGAGAUAUUUUAUGGACUGGCCGAUGGGAUUAUUAUUCGGACUCUAAAUGUAUGAAUUUUCUUUACGCCGUAACAGCUGCAGGAAGUUAUAUCCAGCGAGCUGGAAGACAAAAGCGACACAGGAUGCCGAUAAAUGACGUUCCCACAACAUUUGAUAGUCCUUUAAAAGGUUCAAGUGACUUGAUAUCUAUUACAAGUAGUGAUGAAAGUAAAAUUGAAGCAUUAAUAGGAGCUCGAGAUUUUUUACGUGCUAAAAGAAACCUUAACGGAGAUUCUAUGGAUAAAAAAUGGGAUAUGGACUGGAUAAAAGCCACAGCAAAAAGAUUAUUGGAUAUCAAAGGAACAAAAGGAAAUUUCCAACCGGAAAUCAUAAUAAAUACAGAAAAAUCAAAGAAACAAGACGAUUCUACUACAACAGUAAAACCUGUAGAAAGCACUACAAUAGACCUAGAUCUUGAUGGAAAAGCGAGGAGAAGUUUACACGCUGGUGAUUCUUAUCGACAUUUACUUCAAAACGCUCAACCAUCAAUUGCGGAAUCCUUUACAUUAAUGUUAAGAGGUAAUCAACGCCAUGAGGACACUACGAAGAAGCCAUCAAUUUCAAUAAUACCAGCCGGUUCUACUGAACUAGACCUACAUGUUGCUGAAAGCCUUUUAAUUGCUGGAGAUCUCUCAAUAGCUGCUCGUUGCGGUGCUCAAAUUAUAGAUGAUGGACGAGGAUUAAGAGUUCGACCUUUAAAUAUAUGGCCGCGUAAUUGUGUUAAGCAUGCACUCGAAGCACCAUCUACUCUUGGAUUGAGAGCUAGAUUGGGUGUUAAUUGGAGUGGUCAGUACACUCUUUUACUUGGACCACGUGAUGAUAGUCUUUGGGAAGCUCCUCUACGUCAAUGUGGACCAACUCCAGCAUAUAAUCCCGUACUCCGUGCUCAUUUACGACAAAGUUUAGGGUAUAGGUAUGGUUUAUUCGUUUCAUCUAAAUCAUCUGACUCUAACAACAAUUAUCCUUUCACUCAAGUGUUAGGUUUAUUAUUUUCAUAUCUCUUUUACGUACUUUUCAGAUAAAUUUAAUGAAUAUGAAAAUAAUUGUAAAUAAAAGUUAGUAAUAAUUACUGUAAAUAUGUAAAUAAAUAAAUCAUGUGCAUGGUAAAUACGAUUUUUCGUAUUUUAACCAACACAUUUCAGUGACUAAUUACCAAUAAUAUGCCAGUAACAAAAAUAAUAUAAUUUUGCUAGCGUUAAAUUUUUUUUAAUAAUUUACUAUUCUAAGUAAUGAAGCUCAGUGUAAUGACUG